Molecule: messenger RNA, 5043 nt
Organism: Durusdinium trenchii
Lineage: Eukaryota; Dinophyceae; Suessiales; Symbiodiniaceae
Source: the annotation of a GenBank genome assembly
AUGCCGGAUAAGUUCGAGAUGCCGCUUUCCCAACUUGACGCUUCUAGGGAUGAGGAUUUCCAGCAGAGAUACAUCACCAAUUUUUUCCAGAACAUUGACCAAGCGUAUGCCAGUCUAACCACACAGCCCUCUGGGCCUGGUACCAUGCACGGUCCACGCCGGUACUUGCCUCACGGGCAGGUGAUCGAUCUGUUUUGGGAGUAUGUGGCAUUUGAGAGCUAUCAUGGGCAUCAACCAGCCUCUCUAGCAACAUUUGCACGUACAUUCAACAAAGUAUAUGGCUCCAAGCACCUCCGCUUCAGAGAGGUGGCAGAGCAUGCCCAGUGUGAUUCUUGCUCCAAGUACAAACAGUCCAUUGGUCAGGCACGCACUGCUGAUGAAAAAACAAGGCUUCAAAGGCAAUAUUCCGGCCACUUACUUUCACAGUGGCUGGACAGACAGUUCUAUUGGGCUGUCCGCUCUCUCAGCCAAAGCUUCUUCUCCACCCAGAUUCACUUGGUGAAUAAGCUAACAAUGCAGCUGUUGGAGAGCUCCAUCAAUGCCUUGUGCAUUGAUGGAAUGGACCAGUCGAAGUUGAAGACCCCUCGGCUUGGUUACAAACACCGGGCUUCCAAAACAUUUGAGAAGCUCUACCGGCCAACACUACACCUCACGGUGUGCUGGCUACACGGGCACAUGAUUGAGAUGGCCGUGGGGGAUGAGGAUAUGAAAAAGAAUUCGGAAUCCCAAACAGAGAUCAUGGCAAGGUGCAUCAACAAUGCUUACCAUGAGUAUGGUGGAUUACCAGCCGGCCUGCAUUUGCAGGCCGACAACUGCUUUCGAGAGCAGAAGAACCAAUACAUCAUGUCAUGGGCAUGUUUGCUGGUCACAAUGACAGUUUACCGGGCUGGCGGGGAUGUCAUGCUCAUCACAAAACGGUGGCUGGCCGACAAUGAGAUCUUGCAAAUUUUUGCUUUGGUCCCUGAAGCCACGGCUGCAGAAAUGCGCCGAGGCAUCCAGAGACCCACUGGUGUUGCAGCUAGGACAGCGGAGCCCGAGCCUGACGAGAACAUGUUCCAGAGCUCUGACAAUGAAGAGCCAGUAGAAUCUGGAGGCCACAUCUUUGAGGAAUCUGAAGCGGAGGCUCCAAAGGACAUGGACAAGGUUGAACAUACUUUCCUAUGUGAGAACGAUACCAACAAGCUUGAAUUUCUUUACCGGGCUUUUCCUGAUGCUUGCCACAUCUUCACAGAUAUGGUCGAUGUUGCAAAGGGUCGUGCCAGGGACUUCAAGAAGUUGGGCCAUCCAUUCAUGCCAGUACCAGAGGUCGACCUGCUUGUGUCCGGCUUCCCAUGCGUCUCCAUCUCCAUGUUGACGGUGACCCCAGGAUCCAUCAACGACAAGACAUGCGCCAGUGGAAAUGGGUUUUACUGUGUGCAGAGUUACGUGAAGAAACAGAAGCCAUCACUGAUCCUACUAGAGAAUGUGAAGUCUUUUACGCACAAGCGUGAGGUUGAUGGUGGACAGCGCCCAGUUGACGUGGUUGUGAACAAACUCACCCGACUGGGAUACCUUGCAAGCUUUGGUGUUUACAACACGGCAUCCUACGGAAUCCCUCAGUCCCGGGGUAGGACAUACAUGGCCUUCAUUGCGAUGGAUGAGUCUGGGACCAAUGACGCCUUUGAGACUCGUUUUCGCACGAGUAUGGAUUCCUUCAAGUUGAAGCCAUGCAGCCUGUCCAUGUGUCUAGAUCGUUCCGGACCAGACAUGCCCUUACGCAAACCUCCUACAUCCAAGCGGCCAAAUCAGCCACCUCCAAAAUGGAAAGAUGAUUUCAAGCGCAAAGCUGAUGAAAUUGGACCGGCUUACACGCAGCAAGCCUUGAAAGACUUGAAGGAGUUGCCAAGCCUUCAGCUACCUGAGCGGGAGCUGUCCAUUUUGGCGGUUGCAUGCACUGAUUUGUGGGUCACCUAUGGCAUUGAUGUCUGGCAAGAAGAGGAAACGGUUCUCCUGCAAGGCAUCGGCUUAGAGGAGUACUACAAGUUGCACAUGAACACGCUGUCAGAACGCUUGGUCAAAUCCUUCACUGGAAAUUCGUCUUUUCUGGGGAUGAGCGAGGUUGUUGCUAUUGCUCGCAGCAUAGCAGUGUCCAGAUUCCGGGAGGGCGAGAUGCUUUCAAUGCGCUUGGACCACAAGCUCCAGCCCAAGGACCACCUUGACAGCCAGAUUGGCGUGCUAUGGAUUGAUGACGGCUGCCACAAGGCUCUCGCGGCCUUCAUCAACUUGCUUGGGCUUUUAGCCAUUGCCAGCAGCUUCAGUGAUGAAUCCUUGCAGAACUCCAAUGUCAAAGCUUUGCUCGAGAGCUUGCUGCGGAUUCCUUCAGUUCUGAAGGUGGUGCCAGAGGAUGAUACCAGUGCAGUGUCAGGACAGAUUGGUCGCAUAAUCAAACAGAAUGCUGAUGCACAGGUGCAGCCUGUCUCCUCAUUUGAUUGGGCACUGAUGCUGCAGGGCUUGCAGAAAAGCGACGCUAGCUUGACCUACACUGCUGCCCUGGCCCUCUACAAUGAGCACCCACUGGUCAAGGAUGGAUCCUCGGGCAACGGCUCUGUUUCCAUUGACAACAGGAAGGCAGCUGCGAUCAAGCAUUGGAUGGAGGGGUCAACGCCAGAGGUCCUUUCCUUGCUUCAGAAGUCUCAGCACGACAUCCCAUUUGCUAUGGGACCUUGGGGCGAGGCCUUGGCGCAAUUCCCAUGGCUUUUUGUGGGCAGCACCGUGUCCCUUCCAAAGGAGGAAGCUCAGCUACCUGACAUGCAGCCUUUGGAGGGAGAGACUUGGAUCAGCGUGGACUGGAGCCUUCCUUUGACCCCUGAAGCUCAUCUUGCUCUUUUUCAGAGGAUUGAAGCAGACUUUGCCAUUGCCACCAGCCUGGUGACUGAUGUCAAGGCCAAGAAGCGCUAUCGUGCAAAGGAAGCUGACCUCCUCGUCUUGCGCAACACCAUUUCUUUGUGGUUUCAGCUCAAGGACCACUGUGGAACCAAGGUCAGCUGUGCUGCCAUUGACUCUAAUCUCCGCAGCGGAAGUGUCUCAGAUGAAGAGUUUACAGACCUCUUGAAAAUCCAGCCCAAAACCUUCGCUGUGAGCAUGCUUCCAUGCUGUAAGCAAAACAUGCUGAUUGAAGCCCAAAAGAAGGAGGAAACCAUUUGCAUGGAGGUUGAGUCUUCCAGGAUUGAAGUGAGAAACGCAAAGUGGUCUUAUUUCAAGGCCGCUUUGAAGCGAGACCAGCUGUUGCUGCGCAAUGUGGAGUCAGCCCCUGCCAAGUUGGCAGCCAUGCAGCAUCGAUUGGAGAUGCGAUGGCGGGAGGAGCAGGCGGCAGCUGGAGAAAAGGCUGUGAAGGCAUACAUGACAAAGUGGCUGCGCGUUGUUUCCAUCGACAAGGUUGAGCACAUGGCCAAGGAAGUGGCAGACUACCUACGGUUCAUUGCAACUCGCAACCUUCUGAGUUUUGCAAAAUGUCACAACUCGACUGUGGAGAACACUUGCGUGAUUGGCUACGCCGAUUUGAACGCCCCCAAUGCGCAGUCAAAGACCAGGGUGAAUGACAUUGCAAGAGCGUUGGCAAUGUUGAACGACAUGAAUGGCGACCUCAAUGUCUCAGUGGUGGAGUUCCCAGACACACCACGGGCUUCAUCCAAGCGUGGCCUUGCGGAUGAGGAGUUGGAAAUCCAAACCAGCUUCUGGUCCGUGAAGCAGUUCUGCGAUGUGAGAUUCAUUCUGCCGUUUGAACUCCAUGCGGUCGGAGAAACGCUGACAAAACGAAGGCGUUGGUCCACGGGCCGCCUUGUGGUAUCCAGUGCCAAUGCCGACACCAACAAGUGGCUCAAUUCGAGUGAGCUAUCCAUCGCAGGGAGACCACUCUCUACCGAUACGAUCUACUUGCCAAGGCAAAGAGAUUUGCUUCUCCCAGAAUCAGUUUCAGCAGACGAUGACUUGCGCUUGGCCGAUCGGACCCGACCGAGCCCAGAGCAGGUCUCAGCUCAAAAGGGCCGCGAGAAAAUGAACGCAAUGUGGGGCAGCCUCUUCAAGUUGAGCGAGUGGUCACCGCCGGGCCCAGUCCUUUUGGUCAACUUGACUGGCUACGUUGAAGACUGUGGGGUGAGCGUCUUUGACCUGAAGACAGCUGCGGCUACUGGCGGCCAGUGUAGCUUCAAGGACCGGCUGCAUUACCUCUCCUUGCACUUUUUGGACUCGCCUGAAUUUGGUGCAGCCCGCAUCUUGCGUGAACUCAGCGAUGCUUGGCUGGAUGGCAAGGCUGAUUUGGCCGGUGCGAAGUUCCAGAAGGACCCUCCCACCUUGCCAGAGGAGGAUAUUGCAAAGAUUCCUGGGGCAAAGGUCGCCGCAGGGGCGAUUGACCAACUCAAGUUGGAAGUCCUGGUCAGGGAUGGUACCAAGAUCAUCAUCAAACCUGAUGAGGCCCGCUUCUGGCAGGUCCAGGGCGAUGGGCUUGCAGCUGACUUUGAGUCCCUGGAAAGUCACCACCGACAGAACUUUAUGGAGUGCCCUUUGGUCUUGAAUGAUGGGUCUGUUGUCUACUAUUCACCAUGUGAGAUUGUGGCUACGGAGCGCCCCGAAGCCACUUCUGGUGAUUCCGGGAUUGCCGCCCCUCCAGUGUGGCCUAGCCUUGAAGAGCUUGAGAAACAGGAUACCAUUUCUGAAAGGGUGAUGUCUGAAGUGGCAGGUGUGGAACUCGUAGCGGGUUCUUCAGGGGCUGUGUACCUCCUUGCUUCAAAAGACAAAACGAUCCCAAAGCGAGCUCAAUUGGGCGGCUACGGCACCGGGCAAUAUGUGAACGCCGAUGCUGGUGAAGGGGUCCCAUACGAGUUUCCAACAGGGGAUCAGGAGCUGGUCCAAUUUGAUGAAUGCUCUUUGAAGCCAGAUUCCUCCAAUGUGGAGACCAUGACCCUCUACAAGCUGAUCGUGACAGUGGAAAAAGCAAAAAAGCUUGCAGCGGUGAACAUGUCCUUCUUAGAUGCCCUUCUUAGAUGUGAAGCGCUCAGAAGCCUCUGA